CGCCGGCUGGGAGCGAGCGGGGCGCAACCGCCGGCCCCGCUUGGGGGAGGACCGCCGCGCCGGGCCGGGCCGGGCCGGGCCGGGCAGGGAGACGCGAGCAGCUGCCGUCGGCCGCCCGCGCCGCGGGACCAUGCGGGAAAGGCCCGUCCCGCCCCCCCGAGCCUGGGCCGGCAGCGGAUGGUGAGCGGCCGGCCGGGCGCGGCCCAUGGAGCCUCGGACAGGAGGACGCGGGACUGCUCGGGGCCCGGGCUUGCGUCUGUCCUGCCCCGCGUGAGGCACGAGCCGCUGAGCCCGGGGGCGCGGCCUGGCGCGGAGGCGAGACGCCAGGCCCCGAGGAGCCGCCGCGCCGCAGGAAGUUGAGGGAUCCCGAUCUCGAUCCCGAGUGCGCUUUGGAGAGACAACACCUCCUAGCCCCCCCCCAGCGUUUCGGGAGGAGCUGACAACAUGGCUUCCCCGCCGCACCAGCAGCUGCUGCAUCACCACAGCACCGAGGUGAGCUGCGACUCCAGCGGAGACAGCAACAGCGUGACGGUCAGAAUCAACCCGAAGCAGCACCAGGGCUGCAUCUCUGCCAAGCACUGCAAGUACAGCAUCUCCUCCAGCUGCAGCAGCUCCGGGGAGUCGGCAGGCCCCCGCCGGGCAGCUGGAGGUGGGGCAAGCCGUGGCUCUGGCCUCCGCAGGCAGAAGAAGGUGCCUCAGCUCUUUGAGAGGGCCUCGUCCAAGUGGUGGAACCCCAAGUUCGACUCCAACAACCUGGAGGAGGCUUGUAUGGAGAGGUGCUUCCCCCAGACACAGCGCCGGUUUCGCUAUGCCCUCUUCUACAUUGGGGUGGCCUGCCUGGUCUGGGGUAUCUACUUCAGCAUCCACAUGCAAGAGAAAUUAAUGGUCUUCACAGUGCCAGCUCUGGGUUUCCUUUUGGUCUGCAUAGCAUUUUUUAUGUUCACCUUCACUCAGACUUAUGCCCGCCAUUAUGUUUGGACCUCACUGAUCCUCACUCUCUUGGUUUUUACUUUGACUCUGGCUCCUCAGUUUCAAGCGCUGACAACUCUCUCAGGGAGAGAUGAGGUGUCCAAUCAUACUUCUCUAGUAAGAGCGGCAGAUGCUUCUCUUUCUCAAGUAGGCAGUUUUUCUAUGUGUAUUGAAGUGCUCUUGUUGCUCUACACAGUGAUGCACUUACCUUUGUAUUUAAGCUUGUUCCUUGGGUUGUUGUACUCAGUUCUUUUUGAAACCUUUGGUUAUCACUUCCGUGUUGAAUAUAAUUUUACGCCCAUUGAAGCCAAUGCAGCUUAUUGGGAGCAGUUGAUGAGUAAAACCUUGCUUCACAUUUGCAUCCAUGCUAUUGGCAUUCAUUUAUUUAUCAUGUCUGAAGUCAGAUCAAGGAGCACAUUCCUGAAAGUGGGGCAGUCAAUCAUGCAUGGAAAAGACUUGGAAGUAGAGAAAGCCCUGAAAGAGAGGAUGAUUCAUUCUGUAAUGCCAAGGAUAAUAGCUGAUGACUUAAUGAAACAGGGGGAUGACGAAAGUGAGAACUCCGUUAAACGUCAUUCCACCUCAAGUCCCAAAAGCAGAAAGAAAAAACCUUCCAUACAGAAAACUCCCAUUAUUUUCCGUCCUUUUAAAAUGCAGCAGAUAGAGCAAGUGAGUAUUUUGUUUGCAGAUAUUGUUGGCUUCACUAAAAUGAGUGCAAACAAAUCUGCCCAUGCUCUGGUGGGGCUUUUGAACGACCUGUUUGGCCGCUUUGACCGUUUGUGUGAGGAUACAAAAUGUGAGAAGAUAAGUACUUUGGGAGACUGUUACUACUGUGUAGCUGGGUGUCCAGAGCCCCGAGCAGAUCAUGCCUAUUGCUGCAUUGAGAUGGGUUUGGGUAUGAUUAAAGCCAUUGAACAGUUUUGCCAAGAGAAAAAAGAAAUGGUGAACAUGAGAGUUGGUGUUCACACUGGGACAGUUCUGUGUGGUAUUUUGGGGAUGAGGAGGUUUAAGUUUGAUGUGUGGUCCAAUGAUGUCAACUUGGCCAACUUAAUGGAGCAGCUGGGGGUUGCUGGAAAAGUCCAUAUUUCAGAAGCUACUGCAAAAUAUUUGGAUGACCGUUAUGAGAUGGAGGAUGGAAAGGUGAUUGAACGAGUUGGCCAGAGUGUGGUAGCCGACCAGUUGAAAGGGUUGAAGACUUACUUGAUAUCUGGUCAGAAAGUCAAGGAGCCCCAUUGCAGUUGUGCACAAGCAUUGCUUUCUGGCCUGGAGUCAGGGGAUGGUACCAAGGUACAGGCAGCGCCAUCAGUUGAGAACACUGGUGACAUGACAAAGACUCUCAGGCACUCAGAAAAUCUGAAGACUUGCCCUUCAUGUAGUGUUACAAUUGCCACCAACUGUGAUGUCAGUAUAGAGGAAGGAGCUAUCCAAAAUGGCUGUCAGGAUGAACAUAAAAACAGUACUAAGUUGGAGUACUGCAUCCAGCACUGGGUGCCGCACUUCAAAAGGGAUGUGGCCAUCCUGGAGAGGGUUCAGAGGAGGGCCACCCGCUUGGUGAGAGGGCAGCAGGACAGGCCUUAUGAGCAGGCUCCUGGUGGACACAGUCCAAAGACCCAGAAUGGACUUUUGAGUCCUCCACAGGAAGAAAAGCUCAGCAAUAGCCAGACAUCACUUUAUGAAAUGUUGCAAGAGAAAGGAAGAUGGGUAGGAGUGAGCUUGGAUCAGACAGCACUUCUUCCACUGAGGUUUAAAAACAUCAGAGAGAAGACAGAUGCACAUUUUGUGGAUGUGAUUAAAGAAGACAGCCUGAUGAAAGACUAUUUCUUCAAACCACCUAUUAACCAGCUGAGCCUGAACUUUCUGGAUCGGGAUUUGGAGAUGACCUACAGGACCAGCUAUCAGGAAGAGGUUAUAAGGAAUGCACCUGUGAAGACAUUUGCCAGUGCUACCUUCAGUUCACUCCUGGAUGUGUUCCUCUCCACAACAGUCUUCCUUAUACUCUCUAUCACUUGCUUCCUGAAACAUGGGAUGGCCAGUUCCCCUCUCCCACCUGCAGCAGUUGUUGUAUUCAUCAUUGCCCUCCUGUUGGAAGUGCUGUCCCUUAUCGUCUCAAUUAGAAUGGCAUUCUUUCUGGAGGAGGUGAUGACUUGCACUAAGCGUCUCCUGGAGGUGAUUGCGGGCUGGCUGCCUCGACAUUUCAUUGGUGCAAUUCUGGUGUCCCUCCCUGCUCUUGCUGUCUUUUCCCAUGUCACCUAUGAGUUUGAAACAAACAUCCAUUAUACCAUGUUUAUGUGUUGUGCCAUUCUGAUCACCAUUGUUCAGUACUGUAACUUCUGCCAGCUUAGCUCCUGGAUGAGAUCUUCAUUGGCCACUGUUGUAGGAGCAGUGCUUCUCAUCGUGCUCUACAUCUCUUUAUGUCCAGCGAGCUCCACAGAAACUUCCCACCUAGAUUCAGCACAGAAUAUAAGCUCCAGGAAGAAUGCAUGCAAUAGUUCAGAGCCAAAUGAUACAAAGAAGCCAGCAGACCUGAUUGGUCAGGAAGUAAUACUGGUUUUCUUUCUUUUGCUCCUUAUGGUUUGGUUUCUGAAUCGGGAGUUUGAAGUCAGUUACCGCCUCCUCUACCAUGGGGAUGUAGAAGCUGAUCUUCAUCGUACCAAAAUACAGAGCAUGAGGGAUCAGGCUGACUGGUUGUUAAGGAAUAUUAUUCCAUAUCAUGUGGCAGAGCAGUUGAAGGUCUCUCAGAGUUACUCCAAAAACCACGACAGUGGUGGAGUAAUUUUUGCUAGUAUUGUGAACUUCAGUGAGUUCUAUGAGGAGAACUAUGAGGGAGGCAAGGAGUGCUACCGAGUCCUGAAUGAACUGAUCGGGGACUUUGAUGAACUGCUGAGCAAACCACAUUACAGCAGCAUUGAGAAAAUCAAAACAAUUGGGGCAACAUACAUGGCAGCUUCAGGACUAAACACCUCUCAGUCUCAGGAUAACAAUCAUCCACACGGACAUUUGCAAACCCUUUUUGAAUUUGCCAAAGAAAUGAUGAGAGUGGUAGAUGACUUCAACAACAACAUGCUCUGGUUUAAUUUUAAACUUCGUAUUGGCUUUAACCAUGGCCCCCUCACUGCUGGGGUCAUUGGCACUACCAAGUUGUUAUAUGACAUUUGGGGUGAUACCGUUAACAUUGCUAGCAGGAUGGACACUACUGGAGUGGAGUGCCGGAUACAGGUGAGUGAAGAGAGCUACCGUGUCCUAAACAAGAUGGGGUAUAACUUUGAUUAUAGGGGGACAGUCAAUGUGAAGGGGAAGGGUCAAAUGAAGACAUACCUGUACCCAAAAUGCAUGGACAAUGGGAUUGUGCCGCAUCACCAGUUGUCUAUAUCUCCAGACAUUCGAGUUCAAGUGGAUGGCAGCAUCGGGCGGUCUCCAACGGAUGAGAUUGCUAAUCUGGUGCCUUCUGUACAGAAUUCUGACAAGAUAUCUCAUAGCUCAGAUAACAGCUCAGAACCCAAGGACAUGCUUCCUUCCUCCAAAAGGCUCCAAAAAGAUUCAGUGAAAGCAGAAGACAGGUGCAGGUUUGGAAAAGCUGUAGAGAAAAAUAACUGUGAGGAGGCAGGAACCGAGGAGGCAAAUGAACUGACAAAGUUAAAUAUCUCUAAGAGUGUAUGAUGCAGUGGCAGAGAGCUGCAUGAUGUGCUCUGUCCAUAGAAACACAAAGACAUUUGCAGUUGGCUGUUUUCUUUUUUUGAAGAAAGACAUUCUCAAUGCCUGGGUUGUACAUUUGUUUUCCUUUCUGUACCUGAUGCUGUGUAGAUCACAGUUCUUCAGAGCUCAUUUUCAUCCAUCUUUCCUCCAUGCCCCUUAACCCUCACCCCAAACUCCCCAGCUCCCUGUGUAAACAUCUUUUAGCUGAGAGGAGGAUAUUAAGUGCCUUCAGAUAUACUCCAUUGAACUCCCUAUCAAGGUACAGAAGCCCCAAAUAAAAUUAUAGCUUUGGGUAUCUCUAAUUUUAAAAGAAAAGUUGUGGUUAAGAUAACAUUUUUAUUAUUGUUUCCUGCAAAACACUUUUUUUGGAUAAUGCAACUCCUUGGGUUUUUUAUAUCUGUAUGAAUAAUAUUUUACUCUUAUCAGACCUUUUCUGUGUAAAUACACAGACAGAAUGUAUGUGUAUCUACCAUAUGAGACUGAGAUAAAAAGUGCCAGUAAUGUACCACAUGAGGAUGUUUUUCACAGAUUCACAGAAGUUUAGGGCUGGAAGAGGGGGUGACAAAAUUUUGCUUUGUGUUGGGCUGGAGGAAGAGUUGAGUUCCACAGUGGCUCAGUGUUUGGAUACAGCAAGCCAGUCAGCUGCUGUUAACUUCACUCUCCUUUACAAUUGCUUUGAUCAAACGUAGGUGUCAUUGUGUACUUUGGAUAUAUUGCUUUCUUUACAUCCAGCAGGUCAUUGAUAUGUGGGUAUGGAAGAAGGAUUUGGACUUCACCAGCUCUCAGAAUAGGGUUCCAAAAGCAGAAUACUGUUAAAAUUUCUACAAUCCAAGUCUCAGGCAUUUUCAUUUUGCCCCCUACCCCAUUGGAAUUUGUGAGGUUCUAGGUCAAGCUGGUGUCUCCUAAAGCUGGUCUAGUUUGAGAGAGAAAAUAUAAAUGUUCUGGGGUUACAUUGUAUUUAUUUAUUUAUUUAUAAUUCUAUUUUUUUUAUUUUGUUUUUGAGAAGGUUUUAGGAUUGACAGGGGUGGUAAUUAGUGUAAUGAAAAGUAAUUAGAUAUCCAUUAGUGUUUCAUCCUUCAAACUACCAACCACUCUGAGGAUGUUACCUGGGUAAUAUUUGUUUCAAAACUGGUGAGACCAUCAAAGACGCCAGAUGCAGGCUGAUUCUGAUAAAACCCAGCUUGCCUCCUGAACCAAAUUAAUGGUGCUGUACAGUAUUUUUCAGAAUUUGCCCCUAUACUUUGCUUUUGAAGCAGGGAAUAUAAUGCUUCCCAUGUGCCUGCUAAAGCAGGAAUCAGGAUGGAGUCUCUUUGUCAUGAGCUGAGGAGCACAAGAAUAUACUAAUCCUACAACAGACUUUGUGUUGCAGACCCUGGUGUCUGCAGAAAAGGACAUCAGUGGCAAUCUGUGUGAUCAUAGGGUCUGUCUGCACAGAGCAAUUGCAGGAUAGAGGGUUUAGAUUAAUAGACUGUAAGGCUGGGACCUCAGAAGAUCAUUGAGUCUAGCCCCCUGCACCAAGCAGGAAAGAUAACUGAGGGUCAGGUGACCCCAGCAAGGUGACUGUCUAAUCUCCUAUUUGCCUCUUCCAUAGUUUAGGACACUUAUUUCUAUUUUUAUUAACUGAAUGACCCACUUUGGAUAACAUUAAACAUUGUAAAGUUCAAUUUAGACAAAUACUAGCUGCAUCAAAUAAUAUUUAUCCCCAAAUAAAUUCAUUGGCUGUGGGAAAUAUGGUGACAUGGGGAAAUGCAGAGCUGUUCUGCCUGCAUGUUCAUAUUUUUAAAUUACUUUCCGUCUUCAGUCCGAAGAAGUGAUUUAACACAGAAACUAUAAUAUAUUUACACUUACUACUUUUUGUUCCUAUUGUGACUCUAGAGUUAAAAUCAUAAAAAGAGCUGCAACUCGCACUUAACUGUUUGAGAUGCUAUCUGCAGUCCACCUUUAGUACCAGCUUCUUAAGUUUUUCUCAUAUUUAAAUGUACAGGGUUUGGGUUUUGGAUACCAUUUUUAUUAAACAUUAUUCUAUAUACUCUUGUUACAAUAACAGCUCUUUUUGUGUGUCAAAAAUCCUUGGUUGCCAUGGUAGCUGUUUAACAUGACUGAAGUGUUAAAACUUCCAGCAAUGAACAACAUCAAAAAACCUAUACUGGGCAUUUAACCUCCACCCUCAUACAGAGAAUACUUUAUGCCUGAUUUUGAUAGUUGCUGCCAAGCAACAAUAUCAUAGUUUUUUGUUGGGUUUUGUUUUUUUGUUUUGUUUUGUUUUGUUUUGUUUUGGGGGGGUCUCAGUGUGAAGGUGCAUAACAUCCUUCAUUGUCAGUAACUAUAAAUUUUGUCUUUUUUUUUCUUCUGUGUACUUCCACCUUUAAGAAGAGUGUAAUGCACUCGGAGACGUACUCCUAGAAUCAUCUUCAGAAUUUUUGUUUCAGUUUCUUAAAUAAUGACUGUUGCUUUUCUUCUAGUAGAGAAGUUGGCAUUCUCCGAAAUUGUUUACAUGCUAGAGUAUUAUGUCUCUUGAAGUUGCUACAUCCCUUUUUCACCCCAUUUUUCUUUCUGAUUUUGAUGGCCCAGGUAGAUCCAGUGAUUAAAUGGUAUUACUCGUAUUACUGGUAUGAAAUAGUAGUUAAUUUUAGCAGUGUUAGCAGCUGAGCCAUCGAGCUGUGACCAUGUCUUAUUUCUAACUUCAAAUACCAUGCAAUUAUUAUACUUCUACCCAUCACAAUCUUGCAUCUACAAGAGAUAUACACACUGAAACUAGAUGCAAGGGAACAGUGUAGUCCAGGGAUUGGAAUAGGACCUGCCACUGACAGAACCUGUUUUUAAUUCUUACAGUAGUUAUUUUUCAGUACAAAGGCUUACAAAAUGAAUAAAGCCAGUAGUUAGUUACUGUGUUUUACCACAUGUGUAUUGUUAGUCUUCUGGUAACAUCAGAGUACUGAAAUGGUUGCAUAACUUAGUAGUAUCAUGGCCACCUUUUCUUGUGUCAUUAUGCAAGUAAAAUAGCUGAGGACAGAAAUAUGUCUGGGCUCUGAAAACGAGAUGUUCUCUGUUCUUGCGCUGGAUUUGUUCCGUGUAGUAAUAAUAUCUGGGUUAAGUGCAGCUAACAUUAUUUGGCUUCAAAAUUCAAUGUGUGUGAAUAGUGUACCUCUGUUAGCUUAUUGUCAUGAGAAUGACAGCACCUUCACUUCCUCAUCUCAGAGAUCUUGAAAUUUUGUAUGCAAUUCAGAAAUAAAGUUAUCCCUGAAAUAGUUUUAAUGGGUGAGAAUUUUUAAGGCUCAAAGGACAGCUAAAGGUCCUUCUGUUGAAGUCAAUGGGAGGUGCAUACCAAACUCUCAUUUGUGCCUUUGAAAAGUUGUGCCAGCCGUUGCAUAAAUAGGGGCUCUGUGGGUGUUCUUAAAAACAGUGUCUCUGUGCCUCAGAGUCAAAAAGACAGUCCGUGUCGCACAUUUGCUUGCAGUAGGUUAGUAUAAAAGAUUUUUACAGAAUACUUUGUCUCUGAUCUGCUCUUUGCACCAUAGUUUUAAAAGAAACACAAACAAUGUAAAAAAUCUUCUUUUGGCCAUGUAACCUUAAAUGUAUAUUACAAAAAAGUUAGUGCCUUGUUUUCUCUUUUCUAUAUUUUAAAAUGAGUUAAGGCAGAUUACUGCAGAAUCACUAAGAAAAAAAAAGGGUUGUUAAAUGUUUUCAAGCCUGGAUGAUGUUCUUCAGCCAUCAGUCUUUUUUGAGUGGUGCUAGAUUUUAGACGGUGGAGGAAGAUGCAACCUUUCCUUAAUCUUCUGGUGAUCUGAUACAGUUGGUCUGUAAGACAAAACUGAUUGGCUCUUUAUUCAGUGCAGCUAGUGCUAAAGAUGCUAGCUGCUAGUCAGCAGCUCCUGGUUUCCCCCUAAUAGUCUUAGUCCAGACCUAACCUUGGAAUUUAAUGGGGCUUUGAGAUGGCAUAGGUUAGAGACAGGUUGAUGGAGUUGUAAGAAAGGGCUAAACAACCACAUCCCUCACUCUCCUUUUGCUUAACACUAAUUUGCCAACACUGACAGAGCUUCGCAGAAAGCAUUACCUCUGAAUCUGGACAUGGUUCACUAUAGAAAAGAGGGAUCUGUGAGGAAAGAGAAAAAGAAAUUUUAGCAAAAAUAAACUACACUUCCAAGUGUGUGAAGACUUAUCACUGGAUUAAGGAAAGUCUUUUAGGGUGCCUGUAAACUUUAGUAUUUUAAAAUCACAUAACUUAAAUUUGUUUCCUUAACUUCCUUUGAUACUGAAUUUUCAAAUGAUUUAUAAUGACAGGACAAAUGUCAAAUAUCAUAUGCUGCUCCCAUGUAAAAUACAGAAGGUGAAUGAUUGUUCUUAAAUAGUUGAUGUCUUUAUUUUGCUCUGUUGCAAAGCAUGUGCAAAAAGUACCAAUGAGAAAUUAUAAAUAUGCAUGCAUGAAGUUGGUUGUAACCUUAUCACAUUUUUGUCUAGGAUUUUUUGCCUGGUUUCAAGAUUUUCUGUUUUCUUUCCUUUCGGCUGCAAUCUUCUGUAUUAUGCAUGAAAGGAUAUGUGGAGGGGCAUUUCCCACCAGCAUUGAAUUAUAUUUUCUAUUUUAACAGCAGUAUUUUAAUUGCUUUGGUGCCAGAUCAUGUAUUCAUAUAGAACUUUUUUCCUGCAGCCUGUCUUCACUACUGUUUUAGUCUCUAGCUGGACUCUCUUGUUUAAUAGGAAUUAUUUGCCGUGUUCUUUUGUUAAUGCUAAUUUGUCCAGGCACAAUUUUACUUCUGUACUGUUCAUUUCCUAUCCUUUUUAUUCCUUACCUCACUUUGAUCUGCAUUUCUGCAGUUAUAGAACAACAUCACAUCAAAAUUGUUCAGUUGGUUAUUGCAUUCUCUUUAUGAAGAAUAUAUUUGGCCUCACAACAUAAAAACACUAGGGUAUGACAUUAAGUCUGAGCAAAUGCAAUAUGAGAGAGUGUAACAUGAAGUGAAAUUGCUAGCGGCAUGAAAUCUCAUUGAAGCAAAGUUCAGAUGGGCCCAUGUUAACAAAAGCCUUCUCAAGGAACCUGCAAAGACAAACAUACAAUAUGAAACAUCUACAGAAAGUGCAAGCUUUGUGUCACAGUGUUUAAGACUCCCCAUAUUUGAUCACUUCAUUCCCAGUCAAUGAAAUACGUAAUGCUGCUUCAGUUUCCCAUCUGUAGAAGAAAAGGUAAUAAAGCUUCAGAAAAACAUCUCCAUUUUCUACAGCAGAUGUGCUUAAACCAUAGCAUGUGUAAACUCACUGAUGACAUGAUGAUGGUUCUCCCUUUCCAGCAAUUUAAUUUAAUUAAGAACAGCUAAAAAUACAUUAAAUUCUUAUAGCCAUUUUUUGUAGAUACUACAGGGCUGUCUUAUGACUAUGAAUAGAGUGGAGAGGACUUUCAUAUUUACAAGCAGGAAAGGAAGAGGGUCCAUAUGGUGAAAAAAUUAAGCAUCACAGUUCUACAGCAUAGUAACAAGGUAAAACAGUUCCGCUCUUCAGUUACAUAUGCAGCCAGGAAGAUGGACAAAACUGGACCUCAGAACAUUUUUGAGACUGAACUAAUAAUAACUUUGACAGUUGAAAUGUGCAGAGUGUUUUUGAAGGAAACUUCAGGGAACAGGCUGUUAUAGUCCAAAAAAAUACUUUUUCAACUCUCUCCAUUGCCUAUAAUGGAAUAUUUUUCUUUUUUUGGUUCUGGGGCAGCAUCCCACUGAGUAAAUCCAAAUGGCAAUGCAGUAUUACUACGAAUAUUCACUAGUCAUGGCUCUGAAGAUUUCAACAUCCCUAUAGUACUAAAAAUCAUAAAUUAUACACUGUAUUUUCAAAAAAUCAUAUCCAUUCACCAAAUAAAUACCUACAGACAUAUUAUAUACCUGUAGUUUUAUUCACCUGGCCCAUCGUCUGAGAUUUCCUCAGUUAAGAAAUGCAGUAUCACGCACAAGGUUCAAAAAUCAGUGGAUUAAUGUAAAAGAAAGAGGAAACCUACUCUGCUUGUAUAAAUAUGGAAGAACCAGAGUAACAGUGUUCUAAGACACUCCCUCUCAUCAUAUAAGCAAGCAUAUCCCAAGAGAAAAGUUAUACAAGCACAUGCACACAUCUUAAGUCAGCAAGCAUAGGCUGAGGAUAAGAUGUGCCACAAGCUGACAAGAGCUAGAAAUCUGUUGACUCUGAUAAGUCAGCCACUUAAAUACAGAGUAUAUUGUUUUGAUGUCUUUUUAAACUUUAUGCCACCCUUGAAAGGAACUGAGGUCCUGCUAAUGUGAUGGUGAACAAUAAUAUGAGUACAUGACAUGACAUACUAAACUCAACAAAAUGCCUGGAAAACAGAGAAGAGAAACAUAAUCAGAUGUCUAGUUGUUUUAAAGACUGAGUUUUAUUCAUAAGCUUUAUUUUCCCUGCUUUUAAAAUUUAAGUCAAAUAUGAAUCUCUUUUAUGCUAAAGCCCCAUAAUACCCUCUCUGUUAGGGUAAUGGGGCCUUAGAGUUAACGUAUGCUAUGGUAAUGUAAUUUAUACCCAUUUUCAAGCCCCUUGGUCCUCCCAAAGUGCUGUGAUGGCUACUUAGUAUCAAUGAGAUCCAGGCCCCCAAAACAUACUUCCUUUGCUUUUACUAAUGUUGUUUAAAGGAGGCCACUGAGCAAGUUUUUGAUAGACUCAAACAGAUUCCAAAAUCCAACAUUUUUUUUUACCAGCCAUUUAAUGUAUUAUGGGAUUGUGGAAAAGGAUGUACAUACAGGUGGUAUCACUUGGGUGCCUUCAGAGGAAAAAGAAUUGAACUCUAGGAGAAAAAAAAGUUUAGGUAUUUAUUUUUAAAGUCUUUGCCAGGAUUAAAUUUCUCAUCGUGUCUGCUGUUAACAGAGAUGGCUGCUAAUUUAUACUUCCAUGCUUAAAUGGUAUGUAUGCAAAUGUUCCUUCUUAGUAGCUAGGGAGAGAUGUCUCCACUUGCAGUUAGGAUGGUAUUUUGAAAAGGGACUGUUAGAGAAAGAUACUUAACCCUUUGUCCCUUUGUUUUACUUGCAGAAUUUUAAACAUUCCUGGUUUGCCUAAUGGUUUGCCUGAUCCAAGCCCACUGAAGUCAAUAAGAAAUUAAUUUUAUUUAUUGACUUUAAUGUGCUUUGCUUCAAACCCAAAAUGAGGAAAAGAAAUAGAGGUAAUGCAUUUUAAAGCAAACUAUGCCACAUGCAAUGCAUUUAAUGCCUUCAACAGCAGCUGCUUUAUUUGAACAGCUUCUAGUCAUAAAUCAAUGCAAGGGAGUGGGUCAUUUGAGUUUACCAGUUACUGAAAGCUGUCCUACAGCUAGUGUCUGUUCUUUGCAACUUAGCCUUGACCCAGCUGUGCAUGAUCUGCUUUGUUCUUUCUUUGUUUUUGUGGUUUGCUCUAAUAGCACUUAUUUUGAUCUUUAGAAAAUAAAGUGUUUGGUGAAUCUUAAAAACUGCACAGAAAGAAAUGACUUUGGAAAGAUUCUUUUAAAUUUUAGUUUUUGGCCAUGUGUUCUAACUGGUUUAUAUUUCAUGGCUACCAUCAGCAACUUGCAUACAGUAGAAGUAUGAACUGAGUCAUGGCCUAAAGAGUUGAUAGGAGUUUUUCAGCUCUGGUUUGUGAAUGUUUAAUAUACCUUCUGACCUACCCAUAAUAAUGGAAACCAUAAUUCAAGUAACAUCAAAGCAAUGGGACUUUCUAAAAUUCCCUUCACACUCUAUUGCAGUAUCUUUUCUAAUAAUUUCAAUUAUUUUUAGAUGUUGCACAAAUACUUGUUUACAAUUUGAAAACAAAUUCUAACCCAUGAAUAGUUGGAAGAUGCACUACAAUUAACAUGGAUACAUGAGUGCAUGUGUACACAGUAUGAAAUACUGCCCCUACUGAAACCAACAAAACUUGCCAUUGACUUCAGUAGGGCCAGAAUUUCACCCAUUAUAUGGUCAGUAUUUAUAGAUUUAAUUCCAUCUUUCUGUUUCCUUAUGAAAGUUGCCAAAUCCUAAGGGCUAGAACCAUUUCUACAAUACUUUGGGGGGCCUUUUCUAAACCAUUUCCCAAAGCAAUACCUUCUGCAGCACCCAGCACUGCUUCAGACUUGACAACAGCCCUUCCAAUGCUAACAAUGUUUUUCUAUUAACAGGUACUGGUGUAACAACCCACACUUACUAAAGAAACUUUCACCAAAAUUUAACUUCUCAUAUUACUACCACAGCAGUUUUCCGAGGCCAUGUUAUAUAUAUGCAGCACUGGUGACUCUCAUAACAUGCUUUGGGAGAACAGCUUUACAUUUCAGAAGUAAUAAAUCAAAAGCCAAGAGCCUUAACUAGUCCUAACAGCUGUUUAAAGACGGUGGCAGAUUCAUAAGGAAGGUUGGACAGAAUUUGCCUACAUGAUAAAUGGAGGGCAUCUCCUAUUUCUGGGGUGGUGAUAACCAUAUUCUAGGCUGAUAAACCCCUUGGCCAAAAUUACUGAAUUAACAGGGAGUAGAUAGAAGUUAUUAAUGCCCUCCCUGCAUACUGGCCAUCUGGGCAGGAUAAACACCACACUCCCACAUCCCAUGUGAUCUGUUCUGUAUUGCGUGAUCUGUUCUAAAGCUUUUAAGGCAAACAAGUUGCAUAUAAUUGGAAAAAAUAACUGUAUUCCUCAAGAGCAAAGUGAAGGAGCUAUAGAAAGGGUAGAAGCAGUUGGGUCAAUAGGAUGGGGAAGGAGGGGAAAGUUGAGGUAGCCUGGUUUGCUGUAGGCAUAUGGAUGUGGCACUUGGAGAGGAGUAGCUAAGCAGAAAACAGGGAUUUGUAUGCUAUAGAGUCAUUAUGCAAAUUGGACACAUCUCAGCCAAUAAGAACAAGGAAAUGUAAAUAGAGAAAUUAAUUGUACUGUUGUGGUUCAUUAACUGUGCUGCUUCCCCCAGCCCUGAUUGAGAAAAUUAUCCUUCAGCAUAAUUACUCCCAAUUGAGUUUGUAAUAACGUCUGCCCUUUUCAGGGUUUGGUUUGUUUUUUAAAUUUUUUAUGUGAGCAAUUUUGAGCUAGCAAUUGAAAUUGUGCAUUAUAAACUCAGAUGCAACUAUCCUGUUUCCAGAGCUGAGGGAAGGCUGUGGUUGUUUAGAGGGUGUUUUGUACUUUGGUGUAUACAGUAUUACAUAUAUAUGACACUAACUAAGCAAUUCCUAUGCAGAGGGAGCUAUCCUCACUGGCUGGGGUAUGACGGGACUGAUUAUAAAGAGCCUGAAAUAGAUACUUUUUAAUGUUAGAAAAACAAAAUCUAUGAGAGAGUUCAUUUGGUUUCACAGAUAAUUAUGAUUUUUUGCAAAGAUAUUUCUUUUCAAAUGCCUGCUUAAAGUUCCUACUUGGCAGUGUUGUGUACUUGGAGGUUGAUGUCAAUCCUGUGCUGUUAUAUCCUUUCUUAAAAGCUGAUGUUACUACAGUGUUAGCCAAGGCAUUGUAGCACUGCCUGUCCAGCCCCCAAAGCAUGUGGAAACAGCACAAAAGUAUUAGCUAUUUAUUGAACACUUUCCAGUUAAAACAGGGAACAUUUUUUAAAGUAUCCCAGUUUCCUGCAAGGUGACUUUAAUCAUCAUCAUGCCUUUGCUUUCCCCCCCACCCCUCCCCAGCAAACUAUAAUUACACUGCAUUCUCCUCUCCCCUUUGCAAAAAGAAGAAAUAGCCUGUUUACAAACACUUCUGUUGGGAAGUUUGGAACUUCCACCAAGUUAUUCUUCCUAGGGGAGGUUGCUUCCUUUCAACAGCUUAUUUGUAAAUAUUCUGCCUAUGCUUUGUUGACAAAACAGAAAUGGAAAAAAGUUGUAUCUGUGAAAUAUUAAGCUAUAUAUGUAUAUAGAUUUAACUGCAUAUUAUCUUUGACUCAUUACUACAGAUCUGUAAUCGUAUAUUAAACUGUUUUACUGUAUCACAGAACAUUUCACGCUAUCUUAGAUGUAGAAAAAUUGGGAAAGUAAUUCACAAUACAGUAUGUUAACUUGAAAUUUGUUUGCUUUUUUAUUUUUGCUUCAGCACAACAUUAAAUGGAAUCUGUGCCAUUUGCACAAUGUUUCAAAGAAAAAUGGUUUGAAA
Molecule: messenger RNA, 14691 nt
Organism: Alligator mississippiensis (American alligator)
Lineage: Eukaryota; Metazoa; Chordata; Crocodylia; Alligatoridae
Gene: ADCY9
Product: adenylate cyclase 9
Exons: 11
Coding region: 445-4623 (1392 amino acids)
Biological process (GO): intracellular signal transduction; adenylate cyclase-activating G protein-coupled receptor signaling pathway; cyclic nucleotide biosynthetic process
Molecular function (GO): adenylate cyclase activity
Source: RefSeq, a predicted model, not a curated record